GCCAAUUAUCUCAUGAUCAAAUUGUAAAUUUAUCGAUAUAUGACAUAGCUAACGCAGAUCUUAUAUUACCUUCGAAAGAAAUCAAUGCUCAGACAGAGUGAAACUCCACACAGCAGUAGGGACAGUGAUGUUGACAAGUCAUGCCCGGUACUUGUUACGUGGACAGGAUCGCCUAGCAUUACUGUUGGGAAAGCCGUGCCCCCGACAAAAGACCCUGUUCCAGUGCCCCAAAGAACACUCUGCGUCGAGUUUGGGUAUGGAUAUGGAACUUUGUUUGACAAGGGUGGCGCAGGUGAGAGUGGAGAGAAGCGAGCGACAUCAGAAGUGUCGAGGACAGAGCUUGGCAUCAAUGGGUCAUCGAUCUGUGAGCUUCCGUCCUCUGCUCCUCUCCAAGUGGUUUGACGAAGCUCCG
Pseudovirgaria hyperparasitica is the source of this 412-nucleotide messenger RNA. RefSeq lists its product as uncharacterized. Lineage: Eukaryota; Fungi; Ascomycota; Dothideomycetes; Acrospermales; Acrospermaceae. The record is from RefSeq and is a predicted model, not a curated record. The transcript has a single exon. Bases 85 to 402 code for a protein of 105 amino acids.